Messenger RNA from Glossina fuscipes, 5647 nucleotides. RefSeq names its product serine protease filzig (gene flz). Gene Ontology annotation, biological process: proteolysis. The transcript is spliced from 8 exons. The record is from RefSeq and is a predicted model, not a curated record. Bases 254 to 4231 code for a protein of 1325 amino acids. Gene Ontology annotation, molecular function: serine-type endopeptidase activity. Lineage: Eukaryota; Metazoa; Arthropoda; Insecta; Diptera; Glossinidae.
AGAAAAGAAAAUAACGCACAAAUAACGAAUGAGUUUUGCUUUAAUAAUUUCUUUAGGAAUUUGUUUUCUCUAAUGUCCGAUUUUGUAAAAUUGUUAUGCAGCGAAUGUUAAAUAAAAACAACUAACGAUAAUUGUGCGUACGAGUAAGAAAAACACGUUCUCGUUUCAAGUCAAUGGGACUUGCUUCCUAGCAAAAGCCAACUGGAACAUAAUACGCAACAAAGUAUAGCGUCCCGGCACCGCAAAAUAAAUUAUGAAAAAAGUUAUUCGUUUAUUAACGCCAACGAAGCGAUUACUCAAAUCCGGAUCAACUCUCCUCAUGUUUUUAAUAAUCGGCCAGUUAGUGCCUUUUAUUCAUGCAUCCGGAUUGACAGAAGAAGGUCGAAAACUCUUUGGAGGAUAUCGCAUAACACCAAAACAAUGUCGAGCAGGCAAAACCUUAAGAGAUGAGGAAUUUAAAACGAAGGGGACGACGAUUUGUAUGUUCAAUCAUGAGUGUGCCCAACGUGGAGGGGAAGUUGUAGGUGCAUGCAUGGAUGGAUUUUUGUUUGGAGCUUGCUGUCAUGUUGCUACUGAACUGGAUGCAACUAGUACUUUGAUUAACGACGCACAGAAUGCAUACUAUCACCAUUAUCAACAGCAGAAGCUGCAAGAGCAUGAAAAAGAUACAAAUAAACUUGCAGCCCAGACUUAUGGUAUGUUUUCAACUGAAAAUGCUGCACAAAUCGAAAAAGAUUACACAAUUUCCAGUGGCUCUAUGCUACAAAACUUAAUUCAUACCCCUCCCGGAAAUCACAAGCAAAGCAAUAAGAAUCACAACACGAGUAAUAUGCAAGCAUUAGAACUUAAGGAACCUACGAAUGGUUAUCAAUAUGGAGAGGGAAUCAAAGAGCCUACAAAAGGUUACCAACACGGGGAAGAAGUCAAAGAGCCUAUGAAGGAUUAUCAACACGAAGGAGAAGUCAAAGAUAAAGUAACUUCGCAUGCCAAUAAUAACGUUUUAACCGCCAGUAGUCAAAAACCUCUGAAACUUCAAAUUCACGCAAGCUCCUUUAAGCCAUCGUUCUCUGAGAAGGUUUCUCCGAAUUCUAAUUUUGUGUUACAUACUCUGAUACCACAUAGCAUUGCAUCUACCACCGAAAUUGCUACAGAAAUAACGGAGAAUAAUUCAUAUACAGGACUGCCUUCUUUAAUUACUUACAAGCCCUUAAAAUUGGAAACGCAGCAUGUUCAAGAUCACACUAAAGAUCAGUAUGUGUUAAUUCAUACGAUUUCCAAUAAUGAAGACAUUAAGAAUCCGGUUUCUAAUAAUUAUACCACCGCUUCGGCUGUUACCGCUCAUGUAGAUUCUAUUGAGACCAUUAUUCAGCAAUUAAAUCACAGCAACCACGGUCCAGCUUAUAAUGUCUUAACCGAAACCGACCCCAACUAUAUUCAUAUUAGAAAAAAUACAACUAGCGACAAGAGUUCUCCUAAUACGAAGCCGAAUCUUACAUGUAUACCCUCAAAAUAUAACACCUGCCAAGAGAAAGUUUUGGAAACUUCAACUUCUUCCUACGUGCCGCUCUCGUCAAAUAAACCAUCAACUAUAAGGGACUCCUAUGUUCCGCUUAAAAACCCUGCCGCAGGAAACAGUUAUAUUCACAUUUCAUCUUCUAACAAUCCGCUCUCCAGUUUUAGUAAGUUACCAGCAAUAGGGGUUGCAUAUCCCGUAAACAUGUCGGAUAUAGAUGAUCUGAUUAACGAAGAAAGCAACACAGCUAUGCAGAGUUCUGUAUUAGGUCAAGCGUACCCUAGUUCAAGCACUAAACGCCCUACAAACCCCUAUCACAACCAACCGCUGCUUCCCAAUGCAGUAUUAGUUUCUUCAUCAACUACAAACGUCCACGAAUAUUCUAAAUAUUCGGAAUCAACUUCACGAAAACCAACCGUAAUAUAUAUUUCUACGACUACAGAGAAGCCAGCUAAAUCUACAACGGCAAAACCACCAGCAUCUAGUAAUACGUUAAAUCUACUAUCGAGUACCACCGAACUUGUUCCUCUUACGGAAAAGACGCAACCACCUAAACUAAUAGAAAACUUUAUCUCAAGUACAACGCGACAACCGCCUAUAACUGUUAAACCUCCGAAAAAACAUCUUAACAACUCCAUAUCUACCAGUUACGUCACAGGUCCAACGUCGCCUAGACCCACAACUCACGUCGAAUAUCAUUACAGCAACGUGCCUCCAUUAAUUGUUACUGAUGAUAAAUUGGAUUCAUUCGUACUGAGUACUGCUCAAACUUUAGCUUCAGUCACACCAACAGAAGAAAUGGCUCCCUCUUCGCCCAAUUAUAUGAUCCCGCCAAUUAUUAGUUCAGCAGCACCGAUUCAGAGCCAUAAACCGCAGCCUCAGUACAAUGCUCAAAAAAAGCCUAGCUUCGUUAAAGUUCAAUCAACCGUUCGUCCUUUGGCUCCUACCGUUCUUAUCACUCCUAAGCCGACAACGAUAAAUACACCACCAAGCAACUUUAAUCAAUUGUCAAAUCAUAUCGGCACCUCCGCUAUUCACAACUCAUUGGAUUUGACAAAGCUAGUAUUAGCUGGAAAUUCAAGACCAACCGCAUCCAGCACUGUCACCGUCACCGAUAAUGUGAGUAAUUUCGACGACGCUGGCUAUUUUGGAGCUUUUGAUUAUGACCAGCCAAUAAGACCUGCGAUUACGCAAGCCAUUACCGAAUCAGGCGUACCAUCCGAUGAUAAACCCGCUUUUCCUGGAUACUACGGUCCAACGCCUACGUAUCCGACUUUUCAAGUGCCAAGCGAAAAAAUUGAAUCUCCCAUUGAAGAAGAAGAAACAUACACCUCUCCCAAUGACUUUGUCAAUUUUCCACCUGUACGUAAUCCUAAUCUUAACAUGUCCGCAACCUCCAGUGCUGUCACGAAUGAUUUCGACCUAUCUACUCCCACCUUUAUUGAAGAUCAUUUGCUUAAAACUAAAAUGAAUACUUUGGUGCAUAAAAUAGUAGAAUCUCUUCAAGGAAACUUCGAGGAUCUUGCCAAUUUGAUAGAGCAAAGUAACGAUACAGUUCCAAUUCACAACGAUGAAUACACAGCAAAUGUCGUCGCUACAACUCACAAAUCGACUCGCAAGCCUACCACAAUAGCCACCACCUAUAAACCUAGGGUAACAACUAAAAAGUCUGUAACACGUCUGUCAACUAAAGCCCCCGUUAAAAAGCCGACAUCUUCGAGGAAACCAGUCUCUACGACGAAAAAGCCUGUGGUGAGGCGAACGACGACCACAACUCGUAAACCAGGUACUAGAAAACCAACCAAAAAAUUAACGACCACUACUACAGCUGCACAAGUCGAAGACGACCUCAUCGACGAAGAAGACAGUGAAGAUACUAAUCCUAGCGAAAAUGAAAUCGCUGACGUUGAGGAUACGCCAUUGGGCUCUGGGGGCCGUAAAUUUCAAUGCGGAAUGAGACCUCAGAUCAAAACGGGCAGAAUUGUAGGAGGAAAAGGGUCAACUUUCGGUGCUUAUCCAUGGCAGGUGUUAGUUCGAGAGUCAACGUGGCUUGGUUUGUUUACAAAGAAUAAAUGUGGCGGAGUUCUAAUCACUAAUCGAUUCGUUAUUACGGCUGCGCAUUGUCAACCGGGAUUUCUAGCAUCUUUGGUUGCAGUUAUGGGAGAAUUUGAUAUUUCCGGUGAUUUGGAGAGCAAACGUGCCAUCACUAAAAACGUAAAGCGGGUAAUCGUUCACCGUCAAUACGAGCCAGCAACGUUCGAAAAUGAUAUUGCGCUUUUGGAACUUGACAAUGCGGUUCAAUAUGAUUCCCAUAUAGUGCCGAUUUGUAUGCCGUCCGACAAAGCUGAUUUUACGGGGCGCAUGGCCACAGUUACUGGCUGGGGCCGUUUAAAAUACGGCGGUGGGGUACCGUCGGUUCUACAGGAAGUUCAGGUUCCAAUCAUAGAGAAUAGCGUCUGUCAAGAGAUGUUUCAUACAGCCGGUCAAAAUAAACGAAUAUUAAAUUCAUUCCUUUGUGCUGGAUAUGCUAAUGGCCAAAAAGAUUCAUGCGAAGGAGAUAGUGGUGGACCUUUAGUGCUUCAACGACCAGAUGGAAGAUACGAACUAGCUGGCACGGUAUCGCAUGGAAUCAAGUGCGCUCUUCCUUAUUUACCUGGCAUUUAUAUGCGGACAACUUUCUAUAAGCCCUGGUUGAGAAGUAUUACAGGAGUGAAGUAAAACUGGUUUCGCGAGAAGCAAACCAAACUUUAAAGCACUAUGAGUUAGCGCAAAUUUCUGGACCGACAGAAGCAAAUAAUUGCAUAUGUCAGUUCUUUCGUUAUUUGUCGCUCUUACCGGCAAUUUCAUCUACGAUAUGGAAAGAUUGAAAAGCGAAAACAAUUUGAGAUUUAAUUUACAAGAAUGAAUCCUUUAAAAUUUGACUUUUCAUAUGAAAUAACACACAAGUACAUCUUAUUUUAAUAUAACAUAGCAAAAAUUGUGAAAAUUUAACAAUUCAUAUGAAUGAUUUUAAGAACAGACCCAUACAGUUAUCUUUAUCAAAUCCCAUACAUAUUAUGAUAAAAUUUUUUUCUUUGUAUAAUUAAUAUUUUUAGAAAAUUUAUUUAUUUAUUUUUGUUUUUUGGUUUUGUGCUUAAAACUAUAUUUAUGAUUACAUUUACGCUUCUUCAACUCCUUUUAGGAAACUAAAUAUUAGUAGUGAAAAUUUGCAAUCAGCUAGUUUUUUACCUACCUGUCAAAAGCCACGACAAAGAUUAGACUCGCUGUUCCGCCUAUAGAUACGGUUAUAACAAAUCUGUGUGGGCCUCAGCAAUCGUGAAGUUGUUAUGAUUAAUUGUUCAAAUUUUUUUAAAAAAUGUGUAGAUAUUGCAUUAGAAAAAAUUGAUAUAGAAAAAACUAGAAUAAAUGUUACCUCAAUUUACGUGAACGAAAAUGGUGCGCCCCCCUGAAAAUAUUAUUAAAUACUUAAAUACAUUUUUGAGUUGAUCAUUCAUACCCUAUAAACACCUAAGGUAUUUCCAAGCAAGAGAUUUAUAUGAAGAUAACAAUCUGUUAAGCGUAGGAAAAAAAUUAUUUGGAUAAAACUUUUUCAGAUCAAGCUGAGUUAGUUUUCUUUUAAAUACAAGCUGAGCCUAUAUAUGAUUCAUUUCAAUUUUCGGUGUUUUUUUUCCGUUUCUUCUAAUUUUCUAAUUUAGGGAAGAUUUUCACAAAAAAAUAACAAACCUGCCUAUAAUGAAUGUAAAGAGGCCAGCAUAGUUCGGCAUAUAUGUAAAUAUUAUAAGAGGAGCAGCUAAAUUAAUGCUAUCGUAUAAGAUAUGGAAGCACUUUAUAUACUUAUGCACUAAAUAGAACAUUUAUUUCCAGCAUUGUCCUUCUUCUUUUUUUUCUUGGUCGACCAACACAGUGGAUCGUCAGUAGUUGUUAUAUUACCAUCAAUUAUUUAAAAAAUAUUUAAUUUUAUUUUCGUAAAAGAUGUGAGCUAUACCAAGACUUGUUUUUUACUUCGACUUACCUCUAUAAGCACAAAUUUAGAUAAAUUUAAAUAGGAUUGCCGUCCUUGCUUAACCUUAAUUAGAAACUAUAACCGUUCGCCUCUCCUAUAUUUAAGAAGAAGAAUAUAGUCGCACCUUUAAU